UUAAACCCGAACAUGGCAAAGAAUUUCAACUGUGAAGCUAUUCUACGAAAUGAUGAGGAGCUGAGGAUUGUGAUGGUGGGGAAGACUGGAAUUGGGAAGAGUGCCACAGGAAACACCAUUCUUGGGCGCAACUGCUUUGAAUCAAAGUUCAGCGCCACGUCUAUGACUGAUGAGUGCUCUAAGGGCAAUGCUGAAGUGGAUGGACAAAAGGUUGCUGUUAUUGACACCCCAGGUCUCUUUGACACCAGGUGGGCCCAGGAUAAAACACAUGAAGACAUAGGCCAGUGCAUUUCCUUUUCUUCUCCUGGACCACAUGUCUUCCUGGUUGUCGUCAUGCUGGGCAGAGUCACAGAAGAGGAAAAGCAGACGGUGCAGAAGAUCAGAGAAAUGUUUGGCCAGGAUGCAGACAAAUACAGCAUGGUUCUCUUUACUCAUGGUGACCUUCUUAAAAACACCACUAUUGAGGAGUUUUUGAAGGGCAGCCGGGACCUGCAGGAACUUGUGGCCAGGUGCAAUGGUCAGUACCAUGUCUUUAAUAAUGAUCUGGAGAAUCACUCGCAGGUCACCGAGCUGCUUAAGAAGAUCAGAACCAUAGUCCAGAAGAACGGAGGAAGCCACUACACCAAUGAAAUGUUCCAAAAGGCAGAAAGGGCAAUCGAAGAGGAGAAACAACGCAUCCUGAAAGACAACGAGGAGCAAAUGCGCAAAGAGAAAGAAGAACUGGAGAUGAAUCUACGAGCUGAAUAUGAAGAAAAAAUUAAAAGACUUACCGAGAAAUUCCAGGCUGAAAUUGAGGAAGAGAGAAGAGAGAGAAAAGGGGUACAACAUGAUAUUAUUUACUUGAAGAGAGAAAGGGAGAGGCAUACUAUUGAAAUGAAGGAGAUGGAGAUGGCAAGGUACAGGGACAGGACAAAAAUGGAGCAGAUUUUGAAGAGGGAUAGGACCAGUUCGAUGGAGAAGUUACAGAUAGAUUUGGAAAAGACAAAGCUGGAUAAAAAGGAGUGGGAAAAGGAAACAGAAUCAGGCCCCCACCGUCGACUUCAAGGCAGCGCUGCUACCGCCAACUUCAAGGCACCUAAUCCUAACCUUAACCCUAACACUAACCCUUUCCUAACCCAAGUGCCUUCCAUGCAGCGCUGCCAGGAAGACGACCGCUGCCUGGAAGACAACGUUGGGGGCUUAAAACAACUAACACCGAGGAAAGAGUGGGAGACAAGGGAUAAGGAAAGGAAGGAGAUGGAAAUGAGAAAAGAGGAGGAGAAGACGGAGAUGAAGAAGACAAAAGAGGAGAAGCAGCGGAAGAUGAUUCAACAAUUAAAGGCAGAGCAUGAAAGAGUUCUGAAAGAGCAGACAAACCAGUUGGAGAAAAAGCAUGACAAAAAGGCCAGAGAGAAAGCAGAAAAGAAAGACAAGUGUACAAUAUCCUAA
This is a messenger RNA of Perca flavescens (yellow perch), 1428 nucleotides long. Its product is annotated as GTPase IMAP family member 4-like. The record is from RefSeq and is a predicted model, not a curated record. Bases 13 to 1428 code for a protein of 471 amino acids. NCBI's taxonomy places the organism in Eukaryota, Metazoa, Chordata, Actinopteri, Perciformes, Percidae. The transcript is spliced from 3 exons. Gene Ontology annotation, molecular function: GTP binding.